CGUACUCUUUUCUUUUUCAAUUGAACAAAAAAUUAAACUUUCAAGUCCUCUCUAUGUUUCUCAUGGAUGGUUUUAACAUGUCUGUGCCUCUACCUUUCUCAUACACUUUCACCAUCACAAGCAGCAGAAGUUCGACUACGAGCACCCACACGAAUCCUUGGAUGGACGUUCGGAUAUGGAGUAGGUUACCAGAUCAGCUGCUCGAUCGAGUCAUCGCGUUUCUUCCACCGCCGGCUUUUUUCCGAGCUCGUUCCGUUUGUAAGAGAUGGUACGCUCUCCUUUUUUGCAGCAACUUCCUUGAAUUAUACAUGCAGAUAUCGCCACGCCACCAUUGGUUUAUGUUCUUGAAGCACAAGCCAUUGAAGAACUACAUCUACAGAGCUAACGACAACGCCUGUGGAGCAGACGACAGAACCAACUGUGAAGGGUACCUCUUUAAUCCCUAUGAUGUUUUAUGGUACCGCCUUUCGUUCAACUUGCUUCCUUCUGGAUUCUAUCCGGCUUCUUCCUCCGGUGGCUUGGUUUGCUUUGUUUCCGACGAAGCCGGCACGAAAAAUAUCAUCCUAUUCAACCCUUUAGUUGGUUCUUUAAGCCAGUUGCCCCCCACGCUAAGGCCCCGCCUCUUCCCCUCAAUAGGAUUUACAGUUAGUCCCACAUCGAUUGACGUUACGGUUGCCGGAGAUGAUAUGAUUUCGCCUUACGCGGUCAAGAAUUUAUCCACGGAAAGCUUCCACAUCGAUGCCGGUGGAUUUUACUCCAUCUGGGGCGCCACCUCUUCAUUGCCACGCCUUUGUAGCCUCGAAUCAGGCCGAAUGAUUCACGUCGUCGGUAAAUUCUAUUGCAUGAGUUAUAGCCCGUUCAGCGUCCUAGCUUACGACAUGGCCGCAAACAAGUGGUUCAAGAUUCAAGCCCCCAUGCGAAGAUUCCUCCGAUCACCGGGCUUGGUGGAGAGUCGAGGAAAGCUGGUGUUAGUCGCUGCAGUAGAGAAAAUCAAGCUCAACGUGCCGAAGAGUUUGAGACUAUGGAGCUUGCAAGACUGCGGAACGACAUGGGUAGAAAUCGACAGAAUGCCAUUGCAACUGUAUAUGCAGUUUGCUCAAUUCGAAGGUGGUAAUGGCUUUGAUUCAGUCGGACAUGGCGAAUUCAUCGUGAUAAUGAUUCGAGGGACCGACAAGGGGUUGCUGUUCGAUAUCUGUAGGAAGAGGUGGCAGUGGAUUCCAGCGUGCCCUUACAUUGACUGUGAUAACAAUGGAGAGGAUGUUGAAUUGCGUGGUUUGGCUUAUGAGCCUAGGCUUGCUACGCCGGUUAUCGGUCUCCUUAGUUGAUCGAGGCUGGUUUUUGUUUUACUGAUGUGCUACGAUGAUCUUAAAGCUAGUAGUGU
This is a messenger RNA of Hibiscus syriacus, 1381 nucleotides long. Its product is annotated as protein UNUSUAL FLORAL ORGANS-like. Lineage: Eukaryota; Viridiplantae; Streptophyta; Magnoliopsida; Malvales; Malvaceae. The record is from RefSeq and is a predicted model, not a curated record. The coding region runs from base 54 to 1325 and encodes 423 amino acids. The transcript has a single exon. Gene Ontology annotation, molecular function: protein binding.